Molecule: messenger RNA, 2437 nt
Organism: Capra hircus (goat)
Lineage: Eukaryota; Metazoa; Chordata; Mammalia; Artiodactyla; Bovidae
Gene: MINDY3
Product: family with sequence similarity 188 member A
Exons: 16
Coding region: 236-1606 (456 amino acids)
Biological process (GO): protein K48-linked deubiquitination
Molecular function (GO): K48-linked deubiquitinase activity; cysteine-type deubiquitinase activity
Source: RefSeq, a predicted model, not a curated record
AGAAGCCGGAAGUGGCUCCGGUACUUCCGGUACGGGAAACUCCUUGCUGCCGCUUCGACCGGGCUUGACAGGCGGGGUCUCUGCAAGUAGGUCUCUCUCCUUUUGCCUCCCUCCCGUCUGACCUUCAAGCUCGUUUACCGCCGCCGUCCCGCCACUCUGGUCUCGGAAGCCGCCCCUUCCCCAUGUGCCGGGGCAGGAGUCCUGAAAGCCAAGACCAGCUCGCCGGCAUCCCAUCAUGUCCGAACUGACUAAAGAGCUGAUGGAGCUGGUGUGGGGCACCAACAGCAGCCCCGGUCUCUCUGACACCAUCUUCUGCCGCUGGACGCAAGGGUUUGUGUUUAGUGAAUCAGAGGGAUCUGCAUUAGAACAGUUUGAAGGUGGCCCCUGUGCUGUUAUUGCACCUGUUCAGGCAUUUCUUUUGAAGAAGCUCCUGUUUUCAUCUGAGAAGUCUUCUUGGAGGGAUUGCCCAGAGGAAGAGCGGAAGGAACUCCUUUGUCAUACCUUGUGUGAUAUUUUAGAAAGUGCUGGUUGUGACAACUCGGGAUCCUACUGCUUGGUUUCUUGGUUAAGAGGAAAAACAACUGAGGAAACCGCUAGUCUUUCUGGGAGCCCUGCACAGUCUAGUUGCCAAGUGGAACAUUCUUCUGCCUUGGCUGUCGAAGAGCUUGGCUUUGAGCGAUUUCAUGCAUUAAUUCAAAAAAGAUCAUUCAGAAGUUUAGCAGAAUUAAGAGAUGCUGUCUUGGACCAGUAUUCAAUGUGGGGAAACAAAUUUGGAGUAUUGCUUUUUCUGUAUUCUGUGUUACUGACAAAGGGCAUUGAAAACAUAAAAAAUGAAAUUGAAGAUUCGAGUGAGCCUUUGAUAGAUCCUGUGUAUGGACAUGGCAGCCAAAGUUUAAUUAACCUCCUGCUGACAGGACACGCUGUUUCUAAUGUAUGGGAUGGUGAUAGAGAAUGCUCAGGAAUGAAACUUCUUGGUAUACAUGAACAAGCUGCUGUAGGAUUCUUAACCCUCAUGGAAGCUUUAAGAUACUGUAAGGUUAACUGUGUAACCUUGAAGGCAGGCUAUAAGGUUGGCUCUUACUUGAAAUCUCCAAAAUUCCCUAUUUGGAUUGUUGGCAGUGAAACUCACCUCACCGUAUUUUUUGCCAAGGAUAUGGCUUUAGUUGCCCCUGAGGCUCCCUCAGAACAAGCCAGAAGAGUUUUUCAAACUUAUGAUCCAGAAGAUAAUGGAUUCAUACCUGACUCACUUCUAGAAGAUGUGAUGAAAGCCUUGGACCUUGUUUCAGAUCCUGAAUAUAUAAAUCUCAUGAAGAAUAAAUUAGAUCCAGAAGGAUUAGGAAUCAUAUUAUUGGGUCCAUUUCUUCAAGAAUUUUUUCCUGAUCAGGGUUCCAGUGGUCCAGAGUCUUUUACUGUCUACCACUACAAUGGAUUGAAACAGUCAAAUUACAAUGAAAAGGUAAUGUAUGUGGAAGGAACCGCAGUUGUUAUGGGGUUUGAAGACCCCCUGCUACAGACAGAUGACACGCCCAUUAAACGCUGUCUCCAAACCAAAUGGCCAUACAUUGAAUUACUCUGGACCACAGAUCGCUCUCCUUCACUAAACUGAUUCGCCUAAGUAUUUAUAAAGAAGAUUGUAAUAGCAGAUGUUGAAAAAAGGAUGCAAGACUGGCAAGUGGCCCAAUGAAGCUAUACACUGGUAUCACUGACAAACUGUAAAUAACAAUUAAAGACACAUUUUUCAGUGUUUAAGAUAUGUUUAAAUUAUUUGUUUUAAAGCUUUAUGUUAAAGGUUACCCUAUUUAAAUUCUUUAUGUGAAAUUUACUAGCAAAACAGCUUUAAUCAAAGUUCAUCACUGUUGCAGUCAGAUAAUUUGGUCAUUUGCCAAAUUACAGACAUCAUAAUAGCAUUUUUAUAUUGAGUAUCAAGGUUACUAUUUAUAGACUUCUACUUUGGGAUUUAAUUUCAUUCAGGCACCGUUUAUUGUUUAAGUGAUUCUGGCAUGCAAUGCAUCAGCCUCUACAUUGAAAUGCAAAAGAAUUUUUACCUUCAUUAUUUCUUAAAUCUGGUUUCCAUUAGAAAUAUUGAUAAAUAACAAAUUAUCAACCUGAAUCUUUGACAAUUGGCUUAGCUCUGGCAUGUGUAUAAAAAAGUAGAAACUAUAAGGGAACAUUACCAUUUAUUCACAGAUAUAUAGAGGAUGUAUUUUAAAAAAUGAUAGGAAAGAGAAUCUGUUUGAUAGUCUUAACACUGUUAACUUUCACUGUAUUGCCAACUACACAUUUCCAAAUUUGUCCCAACAGCCCUGUAAGCCAGCUUUCUUGUAUAUUUACAAAUGUGAUAAAUGCAUGAGAACAUCUGUUAUUACAUUAGUAUAUUGCAUUAUUUAUUAUGAUCCUAGUCGAUGGCCUAAAUAAACACUUUUUUUCUUUAACUUUA